Molecule: messenger RNA, 1159 nt
Organism: Aureobasidium subglaciale EXF-2481
Lineage: Eukaryota; Fungi; Ascomycota; Dothideomycetes; Dothideales; Saccotheciaceae
Exons: 1
Coding region: 434-1159 (241 amino acids)
Source: RefSeq, a predicted model, not a curated record
CCUCCAAAAUCGCGGAACUGCAAUGCCCUUUACUCUAGAUGCUAGGUUUGGGGCGAGUUUUCUUGUCUCCUCUUUUAUUCUCCUAAAAGAAUGUUAUCCUUUUUUUCAAGACUAAAUGUUUCGUUGUAGUUCUUCUGUCUGCAUGUGAUGGUGCUUGCUGUCGUGCCUGCCUUGAGGGUAUCGUUGAGAGUCUAGAAGAAGGUACAACUGCAUGUCAGUCGCACUUGCCUUGUAUCUUUGUUCAAGGACAUCACACAAACCAUCGCGUUCCUAUCUCGUCUGCCUCCCCUUAUUGAACGACUGCACUCUUCUACCCUCGCCGUGCGUUUGGCCAGUCUUACCUUCCACGCACAUCAGAGCCUAGCCACGCAUACCCACACCACCUCCAAAGCAUCCACAAGAGCACACCCAUCUUCCCAUCUCCACGGCCACGAUGUCUUCCACCGCAAACAGCCCCCGCGAACUCCUCUGGUACCACCAAAUCCAACGCGAAAACCGCCACCUCCUCUCCCUCAUCAAAAAACAAGCUCUCGAUAUCGAGAAACUCACCACUGCAUCCGCGUCUAUCGCACAAGAAGGCCUUCAAAUCCAAAACCUGGUCUCUUCUAUCGAAGACAAAGCAGCUGCAACCACUGAACGCAGAAGAGAGGAAUUCGAACGGGAAAAGGAGAUUUUGAAACGGGUGGGGAGGUUGGAGGAGGAGAUUGAGAGGUUGAAGAGGGAGGAGAGUCAGGCUGUUGUUGGGGGAGGAGGGGGGAGUCAGUGGGUGGGUUUGGAGCAGAGGGUUGAUGGGCUUGAGGAGAGGUUGGGGAGGGUGGAGGAUGGGGAUGUGGAGCAGUUGAGAUUGAGGAUUGAUGCUUUGGGCAAGGCUAUGGAGGGCAUGCUCAAGAGGUCGGCCACUGUGGAUGAACGAUUCAUCGAUCUUGAGACUGGUGACGAGCAAAUAAGUGCCGCGCACGCAGAAGUGGACAACAGCAUGCCGGAAGUGGUUGCAGAGGAGCAGUUCGGAACACAAGGUGCGCAUGAUGUCGAGUCUGGAGCCAAGGCAAUCGAAGAACAGAUGCCAGUGGAGUUGCCCAGGAAGCCAGUCAAGCAGAAGAGACGCAUCGGAGGGCUCAACAUGCCUUUCAGACCAACACCUUCGGAUUUGGGCAUGUGA